Molecule: messenger RNA, 7049 nt
Organism: Ochotona curzoniae (black-lipped pika)
Lineage: Eukaryota; Metazoa; Chordata; Mammalia; Lagomorpha; Ochotonidae
Gene: FYCO1
Product: FYVE and coiled-coil domain autophagy adaptor 1
Exons: 18
Coding region: 223-4533 (1436 amino acids)
Biological process (GO): positive regulation of autophagosome maturation; plus-end-directed vesicle transport along microtubule
Cellular component (GO): late endosome; autophagosome; lysosome
Molecular function (GO): metal ion binding
Source: RefSeq, a predicted model, not a curated record
AUUCUGCCCCGCCGUGGGCCCACGAGCGCGUAAGUGUCACGGGGGACAGGCAGGACUCUGGGGGCGUCGGGACUGGCCUCGACCCUGAUUGGAGAGCUUCGUUCAGGGUGUCACCAUGGAAUCUGACCGCCACUGACCACCACACAGCCACCAAGGGCUGAAGUUCUAGGCCUUUCUGUAGACACAGACAGGAGGCACAGAGCCAAGGAAGGCGACCUCGCCAUGGCUUCCUGCAGCGCCGAAGGCCAGCUCCAGAGGAUCAUCCGCGACCUGCAAGAUGCCGUGAUGGAGCUAAGCAAUGAAUUUAAAGACACGGGGGAGCCCAUCACUGACGACAGCAGCAGUUUGCACAAGUUCUCCUAUAAGCUCGAGUAUCUCUUGCAGUUUGAUCAGAAAGAGAAGGCCAGCCUCCUGGGCAACAAGAAGGACUAUUGGGACUACUUCUGUGCCUGCCUGGCCAAGGUGAAAGGAGCCAAUGACGGGAUCCGAUUCGUCAAAUCCAUCUCAGAGCUCCGGACCUCUCUAGGGAAAGGACGAGCAUUUCUUCGCUACUCCUUGGUGCACCAGAGGUUGGCAGAUACCUUGCAGCAGUGCUUCAUGAACACCAAAGUGACAAGUGACUGGUACUAUGCCAGAAGCCCUUUUCUGAAGCCAAAGCUGAGCUCGGACAUCGUGGGCCAACUCUAUGAGCUAACCGAAGUUCAGUUUGACCUAGCAUCGAGGGGCUACGACUUGGAUGCUGCCUGGCCAACAUUUGCCAGGAGAACAUUGGCCCCGGGCUCACCUGCAUUCCUAUGGAAACCCCCUAGCCGAAGCUCCAGCAUGAGCAGCCUAGUGAGCAACUACCUGCAGAACCAGGAGAUGGCCUCCAGCUUGGAUCUGAACAGCACCAUGAACAACGAGGGCCUGGAGGGCUUUGACGAGAUGCGGCUGGAGCUGGACCAGCUGGAGGUGCGAGAGAAGCAGCUGCAGGAACGCAUGCAGCAGCUGGACCAGGAGAACCAGGAGCUGCGGGCAACUGUUAACCUGCAGGGUGAACAACUGAAGAUAGAGCGGGACAGGUGCCGCUCAGCAGCCGAGGACAACGUCCACCUCGCAGGCCUGGUGGCCGAGCUCCAGAAGCACUGGCAGGCCACCGAGGCCACCCAGAGCACCAUGAAGGAGCUGCAGACAUGCCUGCAGGCGCUGGAGCUGAGCACGGCUGCAAAGGAAGAGGACUACCACACAGCCCUGCAGCGGCUGGAGGCCAUGCUGCUGCCCUUGGCACAGAAGCUUGAGGCUGCACAGAACUCCCUGAGCUGGAAGAACCAGCUGCUGGCCAGUGUCCCAGACCGCCUGGCCAUGGCUGAGCAGAAGACAGAAGCCACAGUGGACACAAAGCAGCAGCAAGAGCCUGUUCCUAGCAACUCAGCCCUGAUAAUCCAAGAGCUGGAGGAGAAGCUUCGAGUUCUGGAAGGUGAGAGCAGCAAGGUCCAGGAGCUCAACAGGCAGCAGUCGGCCCAGCUGGAGCAACUGACCAGGGAGCUGCAGCUGAAGGAGGAGGCCCAGGCCAAGCUGGAGUGCCUGGCAAAGGAGCUGGCCCCGCUCCAAGAGGAGCUGAGUGCCAAGGGCCAGGAGGCAGCGCAGCUCCAGCAUGAGCUACAGGCAUCUGCAGCCCGAGUGAGCUCCCUGCAGAAGGAGCUGGCACAGGUGAGGCAGGAGGAGCAACAGCAUCAAGAGGAGAAGGAGCUGCUGGAGCAGGAGGCAAGGUCUCUGGGCCGGCAGCUGCAGCUUCUAGAGACGAGGCUGACCCAGGUGAGCCUGCAUGUGAGCGACCUAGAAGAGCAGAGGAAGCAGCUCAUCCAGGACAAAGACCACCUCGUCCAAAAGGUUGGGACACUAGAGCAGCACAUGGGACCACAUGGGACCCUGACCCAGGCAGAGCUGCUGGACAGUGGCAAGGAACAAAGGGGCGACCAGAAGGAGGAGUUGUGGCAGGCCAACCAUGAGCUAAACAAGGAACUGCAGGACGUGCUGGGGCGCAAUCAGCUCCUGGAGGACAAGCUGCAGGCCCUGCAGGCUGAUUACCAAGCACUGCAGCAGCAGGAGGCUGCCAUCCACGGCUCCCUGGCCUCCUUGGAGGCCAAGCAGGCCAGCAUCCAGCACAUGGGGGACCAGAUGGGGACAAGUCUGCUGGCUGUCAAUAAGGUUAUGGAGACCCAGGUGGCAGACAAGGACGUCGCCCUGCAGAGCAAGGAGGACAAGUGCCACCAGCUGCAGGAGAAGGUGGCACAGUGCCAGCAGCUGGCAGAGGAUCGGGAGGAGGAGCUCAGAGCUCUGGAAAGUCAGUGCCACCAACAAACCCAGGUGAUCCAGGCCUUCCAGGCAGAGAAAGACCAACAAGGACUUGGCCCACCCCAUGACAAUGCAGCCCGUGAACUGGCAGCCCAGCUGGCCCUGUCACAGGUGCAGCUGGAAAUCCAUCAGGCAGAGGCCCAGCGGCUCCAGGCUGAGGUGGUGGACCUCCAGGCCAAGGUGCGGACAGCCCUGGACGAACGGGACAAGGUGCAGAGCCAGCUGAGUGUGGCCGAGGCAGUCCUUGCAGAGCACAAGACCCUGGUGCAGCAGCUGAAGGAGCAAAACGAAGCCCUCAACAGGGCCCACAUCCAGGAGCUACUGCAGUGUGCAGAGCGGGAGAGCAUGCUGCAGAAGGAGAGGGCCCACAUGGCCCAGCAGAGGGACGAGCUGGUCCAGGCCAAGUGCAGCUCCGAGGAAGCCCAGCUGCAGCACGCUGAGCUGCAGGAGCAGCUGCACCGGGCCAACACGGACACAGCGGAGCUCGGCAUCCAGGUGUGCGCACUGACCGCCGAGAAGGAGCGGAUGGAGGGGGCACUGGCACGUGCCACCCAGGAGCUCCUGGACACCAAAGAGGUGGCUUCAAGGGAGCGAGAGGACCUGGAGAGCCAAGUGGCAGGGCUGCAGCGAGAAAAGGAGAGCUUGCAGGAGAGGCUGAGAACAGCUGAGGAAGCAGCCGGCUCCCUGUCUAGCCUGCAGGCCCAGCUGGCCCAGGCUGAGCAGAGGGCCCAGCACCUCCAGGAGACUGCACAGCAGGAACGUGACGCCCUCAAGUUCCAGCUGAGCGCUGAAAUCAUGGACUACCAGAACAGGCUGAAGGUGGCCAGCGAGGAGUGCAAGAGCCUCAGGGACCAGCUUGAGGAACGAAGCCAGCAGCUGCAGGACGCUGAGGAGGCUGUGAGCAAGCUGAAGGCCUCUCAAACAGACCUGGGAGAGAAGCUGAGCUGUACCAACACCCGCCUGUCAGAGUACCAGGCUGCCAUGCUGAAGAAGGACAAGGAGGAGGCCACCCUGCGAGAAAACUUGGAGAGGACCCAAAAGGAACUUGAAAAAGCCACCACAAAGUUCCAAGAAUAUUACAGCAGACUGUGCCAAGAGGUGACAAACCGGGAGAAAAACGACCAGAAGAUGCUUGCCGACCUGGACGACCUGAACCGGACCAAGAAGUACCUCGAGGAGCGGCUGAUCGAGCUGCUCAGGGACAAGGAUGCCCUCUGGCAGAAAUCAGACGCCCUGGAGUUCCAGCAGAAGCUCAAUGCCGAGGAGCGCUGGCUCGGGGACACAGAGGUCAACCACUGCCACGACUGCAAGCGCGAGUUCAGCUGGAUGGUACGGCGUCACCACUGCAGGGUAUGUGGCCGUAUCUUCUGUUACUACUGCUGCAACAACUAUGUCCUGAUCAAGCCCAAUGGCAAGAAGGAACGCUGCUGUCGUGCCUGCUUCCGGAAGCUCAAUGAAGGUCCUGGCUCGCCAGAAAGCACCAGUUCUGGCACUAGCCAAGGGGAGUCCAGCCCUGCACUGUCCCCAGUGCACACCGGGACACAGGCCGUAGGAGGCCAAGGAGCCAGCACUGACUGCCAGCCUCCAGAUGAUGCUGUGUUCGACAUCAUCACGGAUGAGGAGCUGUGCCAAAUCCAGGAGUCCGGCUCAUCUUUGCCCGAAACGCCCACUGAAAUGGAUUCUCUUGACCCCAGUGUGGCUGAACAGGACGCCACGUCUAACUCGCUCACCCCCGAGGACACGGAGGAUGCCUCUAUGGGGCAGGACGCUGAGAUCUGCUUGCUGAAGUCCGGGGAGCUAAUGAUCAAACUACCCCUCACCACGGAGGAGAUCGCCAGCUUCGGGGAGGGUCCCCGGGAGCUGUUCGUGCGAUCCAGCACCUACAGCCUCAUCUCCAUCACCGUGGCCGAGGCAGGCCUCACCGUCAGCUGGGUCUUCUCCUCCGACCCCAAGAGCAUCUCCUUCAGUGUGGUCUUCCGGGAGACGGAGGACACCCCACUGGAUCAGUGCAAGGUGCUGAUCCCCACGACACGCUGCAACUCCCACAAGGAGAACAUCCAGGGGCAGCUGAAGGUGCGUGCUCCGGGCAUCUACAUGCUUAUCUUCGACAACACCUUCUCCAGGUUUGUCUCCAAAAAAGUCUUCUAUCACUUGACAGUUGACCGGCCUGUGAUCUACGACGGGAGUGACUUCCCCUAGCUGGCCCCAGGCGCUCGAAUCGCCUCACUUCCUGUACAGGAAACACGGCUCACUCUCCCCCAGAACAUAGAACACUAGGAGGGGAGGGGUAGCUUGGGGCUGAGCAGCCCUAGAGGGGCCUGGGCUGUGCUUUGUCCCCGGCCCUGCUGUCCAGGUCAUGCCUUCCUUGGUCCUCCUCUUCCUACCUGCUUCCCUAUUACCCCACCUCCCCACUACCUGCUGCUCAGCCGGCACCUGACUUUUGGAGAGCUACAGGCCCGGGUUCCCCCUUUCUCCUGGAUGAGAAGUCAAUAAUCUUCCUGCCCUCCGUGCACCUUUGCUUCUCCACCAGAGAGCUCACCUGCCACGGCCUGUCCAUCUCUCGGCCCCACAGAGGCCAGCCCCCUUCCCUGCCACCAGGCCCCGGUGCUCCCAGCAGUGAGCAGAGCCCCAGAGCCAAGGCAGAAGGCACUGUGCACUGGGCAGGUGGCAUGAGGCCUGAGUACUGGGCCCCACUGCCACUCCAUGCAGCCCAUGAUCCCCUCCAGGGCCUCACUCUGUAGACUGUAAUCCCAGGACAGGGUUUGAGGGUUUGGGGAUGGCUCAGACCAGCACCAGCACAGACCCCAGGCCCACUGGCCUUCAAUAGCCAGAGCCUCCCGACCAGCAAGGUAGAGUCCCUGCAAGCCCAUGAAUGAGAGACAGUUGCUGAGCCUGUGUCCCAGCAGAGCAGCGAAGGGACACCCUCUAAGAACUCAGCUUCACUUGGAGCAGCCGGCAGCCCCAGGGGCCCAGGCAUGUGCUCCUGCUCAAGGCCCUGACCAGAUUGUGCCCAGCCAGGAUCAAAGAUGACCAUGGGGCCCAUGAGGGUUCAGCACUGGACCCCUCCCUUUGAACACUUCCGCCCCUGGCUGGGGGUAAGUCAAAAGUUGCCUUGUCCACCACCACAAGAAGGAAACCAACCGAAGAGAACCCUGAGCCAUCUAGAAUCAGCUCUGGAGUGCCAGGACCAGACCAGCAACCCUCUGCUGGCACCAUCUGCGCCAUCUGCAAGAAGAACCAGCUUGCUCCGGUGUCUAACAUGUCUGAGGCCUGGGAUGGACCUGAGCAAACCAAGACCCAGGGUGAAGCUCACCCCAGCUCGUUACAGCAGGGGACCACUCGCAGCCCAGCCCCCAGCUCCAGGAGACUCCACUUACAGAGUUACCCAGCCCUGUGCGAGAAGGGGCCCUCGUUGCCUCGUUGCCUCGAGGGGCCUGCUUGCCCGGCGCCCUGGCGGGUACUGCCCCACCCACUUGGGUUCGUUAACAUAUUUAUUUCUCAUGCUGGAUAGAUACGUGUGUGUCUAUUAGUUUGCCAUUCAGGUUCAAGUUUGCAGUGUACUUUGUAGCUAGAGAGAACAUGCUGGCCUGUUUAAUGGUGACUUUCCUAAAAAGCAUUAUUAUAAUUUUAAACAGGUUCCCAACUUUAACUGCAGUUUGGGGACUGGGACAUUUAAAAAAAAAAAAACUGCAAAUGACACUUGAAGAAGCACCGUUGAAGGUGGCAGCCGGCAGCUAGCCGGUCACACUCAGAAUCACAAGUGGCUUUGGUCAGCUCUCUGAACGCCAUUCCCCUGCUCGGAUCCCUGUUCCAAUUGCCUCACUUCCUGUACCUGGAGCUGUCCAUCAGCUGUUACCAGAGGCACAGCAGCCAAGGAAGUGCAUCUGGUAUCAGGUUGGCAGGAACCGGGACAGGCAGAGGUGUAUACAAGCGGAAAUCUGGAAAGCCCACAGGCUCUGCAAAGCAGAAAUAAAAUCUACACUGGAUAACUCAGAAUUGGAGACCAGAGUGUUUCCUCGUGGUCCCCUAAGGACACGGAGCCAUUGCUGGCCCAAAAGAAACAAAAUUCCUUUGGGGGAGGGGGAUCCCCUACCUUUGGUGACAUAGUUACAUAUCCUUUGCUGCAAUGUUACAGGUGUUCUGCCUUGAUCCUCCUGCAUGUGGGAAAUCUUUAGGCCGGGAGUCCAUCCUCAGCUCCAAGGUGCUGGGAGCUAAAGCAGGGGAGGUCCCCCAUGGUGCUGAGAGCCUAGGCUGGUCUGGGUACAGCCCCACCGAGCCAGCCCUGCGUGCUUCAGGGACUCCCGUGCCACUUUGCAGAACCCUGGGCAGGUUUCUCUCACCCCACCAUAAUUCUUUCCAGGACCCAAGAAAAUUGUUCCGUUCCCUCUUAAGCACUUUUGUAAAAUCAUAGAGUAUAUUGUGACAUUUUGGAAUGAGCUUCCUUAGAGUCUCACGACGCGUGUCACCCAGGGAAGCCCUGCCUCGCAGGUGGCACCAGGCCUCCGCUGGGAGGCUCCGCCUUCCCGUUGCACUUUCCCUGAGUGAAGCUCCGUUCUCACGGCCUUAGGAGAUGUGGGUCCAGGGACCCCAUUCCCUUCUCCCCUGCCAAAGAACUGCCCAGAAACACAUUGCUUACCUUGAAUCCCGUGGUGUCUGCCACACUUUUUGGACCUGUUUUUUAACCUCGGGAUUUAAAUAAACACUAUAACAUUGAA